This is a messenger RNA of Suncus etruscus (white-toothed pygmy shrew), 3639 nucleotides long. It is a transcript of the gene PARD3B, whose product is annotated as par-3 family cell polarity regulator beta. Lineage: Eukaryota; Metazoa; Chordata; Mammalia; Eulipotyphla; Soricidae. The transcript is spliced from 23 exons. Gene Ontology annotation, cellular component: apical junction complex; cell cortex; adherens junction. Gene Ontology annotation, biological process: establishment or maintenance of epithelial cell apical/basal polarity; intracellular protein localization; establishment of cell polarity. The record is from RefSeq and is a predicted model, not a curated record. The coding region runs from base 3 to 3602 and encodes 1199 amino acids. Gene Ontology annotation, molecular function: phosphatidylinositol binding; protein binding.
GCAUGAAAGUGACCGUGUGCUUCGGCCCGACGGGCAUCGUGGUGCCCUGCAAGCAGGGGCAGCUGCGGGUCGGCGAGCUCACGCAGCAGGCGCUGCAGCGGUACCUGAAGGCGCGGGAGAAGGAUCCUGGCUACUGGGUGAAGAUCCAUCAUUUAGAAUAUACAGAUGGCGGAAUCUUGGAUCCAGAUGACAUCUUGGCAGAUGUUGUUGAAGACAAAGAUAAGCUGAUUGCUGUGUUUGAAGAACAAGAACCACUCCACAAGAUUGAGAGCCCCAGUGGAAACUCUGCAGGCCGGCAGAGCCCAGAUGCUUUUGAGACAGAAGUGGCUGCCCAACUGGCUGUGUUUAAACCAAUUGGUGGAGAAAUUGAAGUAACCCCUUCUGCUCUGAAAUUAGGCACACCACUGCUGGUGAGGAGGAGCAGUGACCCAGCACCAGGCCCACCUGCUGGUGCCCAGCGAAGCACUUCACAGCCCAGUGGCCAGAGUCUGAAACCUGUUUUUCCUGAUUCAACACAGAUAUCAGAGGACAGAGAAACUAUGUAUGAUCCACAGACAGACCUAAUGACAUCCCCAAAGAUGAAGACUGGACUAAGUGAUAUGACAAGAACAGUGGAGAUUUCUGGGGAAGGAGGCCCCUUGGGAAUCCAUGUCGUGCCCUUCUUUUCAUCUCUAAGUGGAAGGAUUCUAGGACUCUUCAUUCGUGGCAUUGAAGAAAAUAGCAGAUCCAAGCGAGAGGGACUAUUUCAUGAAAACGAAUGCAUUGUGAAAAUCAACAAUGUGGACCUCGUAGACAAAUCCUUUGCUCAGUCGCAGGAUGUCUUCCGGCAGGCAAUGAGAUCACCCAGCAUGUUCCUCCACGUGUUACCACCUCACAACCGGGAACAGUAUGAAAAAUCCGUCAUCGGUCCUCUUAGCAUUUUUGGGAACAAUGAUAGUGUUUCAACAACAAAGGUUCCUCUUGCUGCUCAUGGGAAACCAGGAGUCAAGACUGGAACCAGCAGUCCUGAGGAAGAUACAUCACUCUCCCUACAGCAAAGCAAGAGCCCCCGCGUGCCCCGAAUUCCUCGCAAGUCAGCCUCCCCCUCACUGUCUCCUCUCAUGGGCUUUGGCAGCAAGAAAAAUGCUAAGAAAAUUAAGAUUGACCUAAAGAAAGGUCCUGAAGGACUUGGCUUUACAGUCGUUACCAGAGACUCUUCCAUACAUGGCCCUGGUCCCAUUUUUGUGAAAAACAUUUUACCAAAAGGUGCAGCAAUAAAAGAUGGCCGCCUGCAGUCAGGGGACAGAAUUUUGGAGGUAAAUGGAAGAGAUGUCACUGGACAAACCCAGGAGGAACUCGUGGCCGUGCUGAGGAGUACCAAGCAGGGAGAGAUAGUGUCACUGGUCAUUGCCCGGCAAGAAGGAACUUUCCUGCCCCGAGAGCUGAAAGGCGAGCCGCCCUGCUGUGCUCACUCCCUGGAAACAAUUGAGCAACUCACCUUGGAGAUUCCUUUGAAUGAUUCAGGCUCCGCUGGACUUGGAGUGAGCUUGAAAGGAAACAAGUCUCGAGAAACUGGAACUGACUUUGGAAUUUUCAUCAAAUCCAUCAUCCAUGGAGGUGCUGCCUAUAAGGAUGGCCGUCUGCGGGUCAAUGACCAACUGAUUGCUGUUAAUGGGGAAGCUCUUCUGGGGAAGUCCAAUCAUGAAGCUAUGGAAACACUUCGGCGGUCUAUGUCCAUGGAAGGAAAUAUUCGAGGCAUGAUUCAGUUAGUUAUUCUGAGGAGGCCGGAGAGACCAGUUGAGGAAGCUGCAGAGUGUGGGACCUUCUCUAAGACCUGCUUUGAGAACUGCCAAAACUCUUUGGCUACUCCUCGGAGAAAUGGUAACAGUCCCCUGCACAGAACUGGUUUUUCCAAUCCACAAGACAAGAGGGAUGGGAACAGUGGAGAAGAGAUGAAGGAUUUUAAGCCUGGGGUGAAUGAGUUGCGGAGCAUGGAGUUGAGGAUCAUGGAUGGAGUGACAGCAGCCCACCCUGGGAUGGAAUCAGCAGUAUAUUUUCCCGACCAGCAUAUCAACUUCAGAUGUGUGGCCCCAGCCGGCCAGCCUGAAUCAAUGAGUCUGAAAGCCUCAAAGAGCAUGGACCUUGUGCCAGAUGAAAGCAAAGUCCAUUCAUUGGCUGGACACAAAUUGGAAUCUCCAGGCAGAGAUUUCGGUCCAACUCUGGGCUUGAAGAAGUCGAGUUCCUUGGAGAGCCUGCAGACAGCUGUGGCAGAAGUUAGGAAGAAUGAACUACCCUUCCACAGGCACCGGCCACACAUGGUGCGAGGCAGGGGCUGCAACGAAAGCUUCAGAGCAGCCAUUGACAAAUCAUAUGAUGGGCCUGAAGAAUUAGAAGCUGACAGUCUGUCUGAGAAGAGCUCUCAGUCAGGCCAUGGGGCGCUGAAUUGUGAACCAGCCUCUCAGGGGAUCUCAGAGCUAGAGAACAUGUACAGUAAAGCCCGGAAACCCAAAAAGAUGAAAGAGAAGGAGAAGAAGAAGGAGAAGAGCAAAUUGAAAGCCAAGGAGAAAAAGCAGAAAGAAGAAAAUGAAGAUCCAGAAAAGAAGAUAAAGCGGAAGGGAUUCGGCGCCAUGCUGAGAUUUGGGAAGAAGAAAGACGAUAAGGGUGGAAAGUCUGAGCAGAAGGGCCCUAUGAAGCCUGGUGACCUCAGAAAAGAUGUGCUGGACAAAAUGCGAGAUGGCUGUGAAAGGAUUGGAACAAAACAUCAGGAUAUAAGGGAAAAGCAGACAAGAGGACCUAUUGAUUAUGUUACUGGUGCUAUUGGAACCUUGCAUGAUAUGGAUGAUGAUGAAAUGGACCCAAAUUAUGCCAGAGUGAACCACUUCCGGGAACCUUGUACACCUACCAACGUCUAUAGGUCUUCAUCUCCACCUCAGGCUGGACCACUGAGUUAUCCGCGGGAUGGCCACCCACUGUCUCCAGAGAGAGAUCACUUAGAGGGUCUCUAUGCCAAGGUCAACAAGCCAUAUCACCCACUGAUGCCAGUAGACAGUGGCCGAGCCCAUGGUGGAAGUGCUGACCGAAUUCAGAAGUUGCGGAAGGAGUAUUAUCAGGCCCGAAGGGAAGGUUUCACUUUAUAUGAUGAUGAAGAAGGAAGAGCAAGGCCCUCUGAUUAUGACCUUUACUGGGUGCCUGGAAAGGGUCCAGAUGGGAACGCACACAGCCUUCGCUUGGAGGGGCUGGAGAGACAGUACGCAUCCUUACCCAGGGGAGGACCAUCAGAUCCCUUGGACUACAGACUGGCUGCAUCUUGUGGGCUCUACAAAGAAAGAGACAUUCCUUACUACCCAGGGGCUCAUCCCAUGCCGCCUUCCAAAGGAAGCUACCCACGGCCCCCAGAUCUGAGGAUCCAAGACAUCCGAUACCCACAGUACUACCCACCCCCACCUGCACCCCAGCAUAAAGGACCCUUCCGACAAGAUGUUCCACCUUCUCCACCUCAGCACCACAGGGUACUAGCUUAUCCAGAAAAGGGCAGGGCAGGGCACCAUAGGGGCAGCCCAGACCCAUACCCCUACCGAACCCAGGACCCCCGGCAGAAGAACCCCAUGACUGCUGCUGUGUAGCUGAAGAUCUUGAGUUCAACAUGGCAGAGCACAAAGA